AUGCAGUGCUGCACUGCUUUUCAAGCUUUCUUUGUCGAGGCAGCUCGCAGAGUUGUUCGAAUCGUGGCGCGAGAAGCCCGACACCGUGAUCAGGAUGUUGGAAAGCUGUGUCUGGCUGCCGAUGUGCGCCGUGUGGGAACGCUCGAUCUCAAGCAGCUAAGCUCCGUGCUUUCGGCGCUGUGUCCUCAGAUCCUUGCGGAGGCAGACAUUGGGCUGCUGUUCUGGCGGUUCUCUGGAAGCGGCGGCUUUUCGUACGACCAGCUCCAGGCUGAUCUGCGUGCAGAGCAGUCGGCUGCAGCAGAGCAUCUUCUGUUGCGGGGUAUGCCAGCGACGGCGUUGAUUCGACAAAGCGCUUCCUUCGAGGCUGCUGCUAGACUCCAGGACAACACGCGUUCUGGGCAGCUCUCUGCCCCUCAGUUGCGAGCAGCCCUUUCACAGCUGGACCUGGGAUUGGGUUCGAGCAUGUCUGAGUUGGAAGACUUUGCUCAGCUCCUGGCCACUGCCACCAAGAGAAAGGUUGACAAGUUUGACUAUGUCUCCCUAGUCCCCGGCGGCACGUGGAAGGGUCCCACAAUGGAGGAGGCGGUUGCCAAUGUCUGUCGCAAGAACACUUCAAGCGCGUCAAAGCCGAGUGCAGACAAGAGGCACUUACUUGCCAUCCUCUUCUACAAGACGGCGGAAGCAUCCAAGAAGCUUGGCCUGUCAGCUCAACGAGCUUUUGAAGGAUUGGAUCGGGGCAGCAAGGGGUUCCUCAACGCAGAGGAUUUGCGCCUAGCUGUGCUCCAGAUAGUGGGGGGUGAUCAGAGUCUCACUCUGAAGGACCUGGGUCUUGCGCCUUCGACCAGGCUGAGCCCACCAGACUUUGAGAAGCGCUUAAACUUCGACUUCAGUGUGCUCACGAAGCACAUGGGCGAGGCACAGCGGAGCAGCAGAGACAGCAUGGCCACCGCAGUCGCAGAGAGGAUCAGCGGCAGCAUGUUUCGCGAGUUGCAAGCUGGUUCUCCAGCCCGACUGGCUGGCCGCUGCUCCCGUGACCACACCCAGCAGAUCAUCUUGAACUGCUCAGAUGGUGCGAACGUGGCGGUGGUGACGGCCUCUCCAGCCAUGGAGUUGGGACCCGGCUUCGUCGAGUUGGUUGGCACUAAAGGCACAGGAAACGAGUUCUGUGUGACAGGAGUCUCCAAAUUCCAAAACGAUGAUGUGGACCUCGACCUCUGGAACCAGGCCCUGCAGCUGACCCAUGCCCCUCAGCUCCGGCACCUCUUCCAGCCCUCACAGUAUCAAAGCGGGCCGCCUCCGGCGCACGGAGGUGGGUCAGACUUUGUGAGCCGACUAAACCAAGCUGCUGGCCUCGACAAGGCUGCUGUCUUGCCCGGCGGCGUCCUACGACUUCAAGGCAUGAAUGUACGUGCAGAGCUGAUGAAGGAUGCUGAGGAUGCGGAUCAACUUGCUCGACUUGUGGCUGAGGCACCAGCUAGUGAAAUGGCUGGCACCGUGCAGUCACAUGCACUUCCUUGCAGGCAUCCGCCAAGUAUCCAGCACCUGGACCACAAGAGGCAGCUGGCUUACUUACCGCGCACCACGUUCUUAUUGUGGUGCAAGGAAGGCUUGACCAGUCAGGCCAUCGCAGGCUCGCAGGGCAAGACAGAACCAGAAGCUCCAGUGCGCGUGGGUGCUGAGACUCUCCUGAUAUGUGCUGAAAGCGAGAAAGUCGUGGAGCAUGUGCUGGAGGUUACCUUCAAGUCCGUGACAGGGUUCGGCAAAGCAGCGGAAGUGUUCAUCAGAUACUGCUGUCAUGGCAGCAACUGUGUUGCUGAUGCACCAGCCGCAGCGCAGAUGGACUUCAGCGCCACGCAUGUUUUCGGCCUGAGCAGUUCUGAUGCGUUGGCCAAGCUUUUCGAGGGACGGGAUCAUGCCUUCACAAUCCAGGCCUGGAUUGCAGUAACGAAGGAUGAGCUUCGACGACCUCUUGCUGCAGCAGUGCUCCCAGCCGCCGAGUUGCGGUCAUUUCUGGAGUCGUCGAUCCUGGAGAGACCACGGCCAGAGGCUGUCCUUGGCUCCCAGCGCAAGUGGUCUUUGUCUUUCGCUCCUGUGCCCAUCACAGAUCCUAAGCUGAAGAAGCCACCGCCAGAUUGCGUCAGGGGGGCUGUGGAGCUGGUAGUCCACUACAGCCGUCGCCCAAACUCGGAUCCUCAGCGCCUGGCGCUACCCUGGAACUCCUCUUUUGCUGGCCGACUGGUGGUUUGCCGAAAGGGGACUGCAAGCGCGACAUGCGAUGAUCCUGCAGAGGCGCCCGGGGGGCUUGCACCACGAGAGGAGGUACCGAAGCCGCUGCCACCACCAGGCUCUGUGGUCAUCAAGAUUACUAUUGCGGGGCUUCUGCUGCAAGCAGAUGCUCUUCGUGGCUUGGUGGCUAGGUGUCUUCAAGGCCAGCUGCUGGCUGCUCCAGGUUCUGUAGGUGGUCUGGCCAGCAAGGCACCGAAAUUCUUCAUUCGCCUCUGCCUGUUUCCUGGGAAGCCUGUUAUGCAAGUCGGGGGCUGCAGCGGCUGGGUAGAAAGUGGGGCGAAGCCUGUUCCCGACAGUUUGCUUACUCCUGCAAGCGGACGAAGCGAAGACGGAGUGCAAAUCAAGUUCGACUUUUCCUGGAGCUCGCCAGCUUUGGAGGCGGGCCAAGCUGUCCAGGCACUCCAAGAUGGAGUUCUAGCUUUGGAGAUCUGGAUCAGACAUCCCGCAGCCGAUCUUCGCUUGGCCGAGAAAACGGUUCCUCUCCAAGCACUCUUGGAAGCUGUCUCACCCGAGGAUGCUGGUGAGCUUCGCAUGAGAACUCUUCAGCCCGCGAAGGUGGACUUGGCUGCAGCUUUCGAGCGCGAUGGCAAGCCAUUGGCCCAAGCUUUGGCGGGCUCAGUGGCAGAAUUGCAGUUGCCAAACGGUCCUGGGACACUUUCCUGGCUUGUAGAGAAGCCAAAGCCCAAGCCAAAGGAGCCACCAGCACCAUUGCGUGCCGAAUACCAGAUUUUCCUUCGUGAGGUCUUGCUUUCUGGGGAUUUCGUGCACCAUCUGGCAGGAGAGACUGCAGUUUCCCCCGAUGAGAGAGGUCGAAGGAACGCGGAGAGGUGGACGGGUCGCUUCUGCCGCACGUGCGGCACCAUGCUUGCUGCAGACGCGCUGUACUGCAGAAGGUGUGGCCGCAGAAGUGAGGAUGGGUUGGAUAAGGAGUGGACGCAGCAAGCUGGUCGGUCAAGGGAGUUGCCCCUCUUCUAUCUGGAAGUGGCUGAAGGUCAUGUAUCUUCCUGGCCGAGCUCCUCUAGCAACCGAUUCCGGUCUGCGCCUGUUCGUGGUGUACUCGAUGGCCACGGCUGGGUCCGAGUUAAUCCUGGAGAAGAUGCUUCGCUGUCGCUGCCGGGGCGGUACAUACUUGGGGGAGGCUCGGGGGAAGCUGGCAAGAACAUGGAUGCGCUUCUGCUUACUGGGGACAAGCACAAGCUGGGGCUCCGUGUUCUCCAGCUCAGCUCUUCUGCUGAUGGCCGGCGCGACAAGCAGGCAGCUGCUCAAGCAGAUGUCUUGCUCCCGCUUGGGAGAGAAGUGGAAGGCGUUCCAGCCAUGUAUUUUGGAGGCUAUGUCUGGGUGCCACUGCUUCAUGUGGCACCAGAGAACCCUUGCACUCGAGUGGUCGGACGAGCCCUAUUGUGCAUUGAAUCUCAGCGGCCCAAUGUAUCCAAAGAGCUGCGUCUUACAAGGCAGGUUCCUUUGGCGCCCAUAGCCCUUUUCCUGCCAAUCUACAAGGACUGGGAGGCGCCUCGAAAUCCCACCUGCCCAGUUCCCAGUCCAGGCGCCUGGCCACUGGAGUCAGCAGUUCGUGCACUUGCAGGAGAUGACCUCUGGAAACGCCUUACGGAGGCUCAGGUCAAGCCCGGCAUUAUCUCAUCUGGAGCCUUUCAGACUGCAGUGCAGACAGCAGCGGAGGGUUCGACAUCGGUGCUCCUCCGGGCUACCACAUCAACUGCCAGCGACAUGCACGAAACUGGUGAGUCCACAGCGCAGGAAGACUUGCGCUUCCUUGUGGCAAGACUGGCACCCAUGAUGGCAAAUCCGGACCAGAUG
Messenger RNA from Symbiodinium pilosum, 4101 nucleotides. Lineage: Eukaryota; Dinophyceae; Suessiales; Symbiodiniaceae. The record is from the annotation of a GenBank genome assembly.